AUGCCAGACUUUAAACCUUUCUUGCUUGCCGCUUUGGAAAAUCACGAUGAUGCACAGAUUGGAAUUGCUGCUGUAGGUGUUGUUUCUGACCUGUGCAGAGCUUUUGAAACAAAUAUUAGUGGAUAUAUGGAUGAAAUUAUGGAAAGAAUGUUGGGGAUUUUACAGGACGCCAACGCAAAGAAAAAUGUAAAAACACAAGUUCUCAACACAUUUGGUGAUGUUGCAUUAGCUUUGAAUGCACAAUAUUCGCGAUAUUUGGAUUUAAAUAUGAAGUGGCUUACAGAAGCAAUAUCUGCUGCACAAAUUACAAAUGCUGAUGACUUUGACCAAAUCGACUAUGUUGAAUCUUUGAGAGAAUCUUGUUGUUAUGCAUUUUCUGGUAUUGUACAAGCAUUAAAUGGGUCACCAGAAAGUUUACAAUUAAUUCAACGAAAUAUUCAACCAAUGCUUCAAUUAAUUGUUCAAAUUUCAAAUUCACAACCAACAACAUCAGAAAAUUUAUAUUCGAGUGCUUGUGCAUUAGCUGGUGAUCUGCUUCAUUCUUUUGGGGUUGAAUUUUUGCCUGUUGUUGAUACUGCUGAAUUUGGAAUUAAUACUUUGGUUGCUAAAUGUCGACGUUCUAGAACGAAUAAAGCUAAAUCUAUUGCUACCUGGGUCACUAGAGAAAUUGCACGGGUCAAACGACAAGCGGGUAAUGCUGCCGCAGCUGCAGGUCAAUCAUAGUUGAUGAACUUUUUAUUUUCUUCUAAAAAAUGUUUUGAUGGUUUGUUUAAAAAUUUUUUUUGAUGAGUGAGGGGAUGCAAGGAAAAAAAUUUUUUUUUGUGUUUUUUUGAGGACUAUGGCCAUUAUAUAAAUUUAUUUUUUUUUUAAUUUUAUUUAUUUUAAAUUCCAAAAAAAAUGAAGGAUUUUAUAUCCUUUUUUUCUCUCUAUUUUUUUAAAUCUCUCCUUCCUCUGAAAAACUCCAAAAAAAAAUAUUUUAACUAGAAAAAAUAUUAAAAAACUUAUAAUAUCUAUUUUUGUCUAUUACAAGCAAUUUUAUUUUUCAAAUUUUUUUGUUGGAUUGUUUUAUAUAUUUUUAGGCAACAAUCAUUUGUUUUUUUUUUGUUUUUCUCUUAAAAAUAUAUGGUUCGUAUUAAACGGGAAAAAUUUUUGUUAAUAAUGUUUCUUGGGCGGAAAGUUUUUUUUCGGAUUUUGGCUUAUCUUUGGCCUUUGGGUUUUUUAGAAAAAAAUUUUU
This is a messenger RNA of Meloidogyne enterolobii, 1234 nucleotides long. The record is from the annotation of a GenBank genome assembly. NCBI's taxonomy places the organism in Eukaryota, Metazoa, Nematoda, Chromadorea, Rhabditida, Meloidogynidae.